Messenger RNA from Anopheles gambiae (African malaria mosquito), 4334 nucleotides. RefSeq names its product cytochrome P450 4d2. NCBI's taxonomy places the organism in Eukaryota, Metazoa, Arthropoda, Insecta, Diptera, Culicidae. The transcript has a single exon. Bases 2778 to 4322 code for a protein of 514 amino acids. The record is from RefSeq and is a predicted model, not a curated record. Gene Ontology annotation, molecular function: oxidoreductase activity, acting on paired donors, with incorporation or reduction of molecular oxygen; monooxygenase activity; heme binding.
UUUCCUUUUUUUUGUGACAGCCUUUGGCAGCCUGAUGACACGUUCAGCACUGUUCCAUUACUUCCCGGCGCCUGCUGCUCUGUCUUCACCACAUCGUUUGGCCACGGUCUCGGCUUAACCACACAAUUGAAAUGCCCCGAACACCACUGGAUGUGUUUAGUGACCUCUUGCCGCGACAAACAGGGGCCCCUUUUUUGCCACCCCAGCACGCCCGCGACAAUCAACAAUCCCUUCAGCGGCUAGCGCCAGGACAGGCCACUGCAAUCGAACCUUGGCGUGCUCCGUACGGGAUGCCACUACCCUACUUUACACUGUUGUACGUGCGUCUGCAUACGGUACGCGACUGUACAGUGCGAAAACUGGCGCGAUCCGUGUCUCCCCUUUGCAGGCGAGCGCGCAUGUGUGUGUGUGUGUGUUGGUAGUGUACGAGACAGAGAGAGAGAGAGAGAGAGAGAGAAGCUACACACUCUUGAAUUUUCUCAUCACGGCGCUUCGCUUUGUGUGUGUGUGGGAAAUUCGGGAAAAAUCCCUAUACACCACUGAAUGAGCGCGUGUGUGCGUGAUGAGUUCCUGUGCCAUAUCUCCUGAGCGAGCCUAUGCACUACACAUACAUACACACAUACACACACACAUAUGGGGUGUGUAGUAACGCGUACGCUUCAUGGGUGCGUUUUCCACCCACCACCCUGGUGGAGUGCGCGCGCACGAAAAAUUUUACCACACAUCUCGCUCACGCGACCACUCACCGUCACUCACUGAGACGGACGUGUCCUGCGAGUAGCUGCUUUUGUUUGUUUUUUUUUUUUUUAUAUUUGUUUUUGUUUCAAACAUCCGUCUUUGUAUUCCAUCUUCUUCUGCUUUUUCUUAUUCUUUUAAAACACACCCUUUGACCCUGAGUAAUAUGUUUGUAUAUAAUAGUAAUAUUAUAUCAAACUUAAAAAAAAAACCAAUUGACACCUGUCAAAAUGACAUUGCGUUCGAAGGCAGCUUAAACGUCAUAUUUCGCUGUGUUUCAGAAUGUUUGUAAAGCCCCAAGAGUGCCACUCACUUUGGGAGCUCACGUUUAUCAUCACUUUUACUCUCUUACGCAAACAGUCAAAAGAAAUGUCAGGACUGUCUGGCUGGGCCCCUUCCACCUACUCGGAACGAAAAAACCGUCCCCUUAUACGAAUGUUUACGCUGCACCCCCGCUACACAAUGGGCUCCGGCAACACCCCCAGUCCUGAUAACUGUCAUCUACCCACCCAGCAGGAUUAGUGUGCGUGUGUGUGAGUGUGUGUGUAAGUGUUUUCAUAUUCUUCUUCAAACCGUCCAAGGAUUGGGAUCGCGUGUACAAAUGGCCUACUUUUUCUUGACUGGUCACAGACAGGAAAACUCGAGAACAUAGGACACAGGAGGUAAUGAGCGGGGGGACGUAUUGGUGCGGCCAGGGUAAUGACUUCACGGAGCGGAAGUGGAUAUCAAUUACACGAAAACCGCACACAGAAAGCAAACAGACUUCAUUGCCUACUUUUCCAUUCUAAUUCUAGCACAGAAUAAAGGCUAGCUGAGAGGAUGAGACAUCGAGCAAAAGAGAGAGAGAGAGAGAGAGAGAGAUAGAGAGAGAGAGAGAGAGAGAGAGAGAGAGAGAGAGAAAGAUAGAGAGACAGGGAAAGAGGUUUUCUUUGAGAUAACAUCAUUAUCGAACCACUGUCUAGUAUUGGUUGUGUUGUGCAGGAAUGUAGAACAAUACAAGCCGAGAAAGCAGUACAUAUUUUAGUAGUCAGCCACAGGAACGGUGGGGGGGGGGGAGUGGUCCGCACACCUGAUGACUCAUCGCGCUUAAUGUACACUUCGAGACCGUACCGACACUACGAAAAUAAAUGAAAGUAAAAGCAAACAAAACGCGCUACCACCACCACCACCGUGCCACGGCAUGCCGCCGCCGUGCCGCCAAAAUGGAGGGCAAACACACACCAUGAGUAUUUUAGUCGGUGGGUGUCAUAAUCCAAAGCGGAAUAUGAGCGCACCCUUUAAAAAAACGUCGGCAAUGACUGGGCAGAAAACCAAGACAUGAAAUAUGUAUGGCGCGGUAUAAGAGCAGUGGGCCGCGAUAAGCGCCAUCUGGAAAGUGGAGCAGGGUAGUUCACAAUAUCUCGUUUGAAUGAUGCAAGUUUGCAGUAAAGUUAAGUUAGGCAGACAAAAAUGUCCUUUUGUGCGUUUGAAGAUGUUUGGAGGAGCUUAGGAGGUUUCUGAGCUCGGAUAUUUAUGAGGACCUCUGAGAUAAGGCCCGCAGCAAGGAGGAUUGGAGGAUACCGUGCAUAAAGGAUUAGCUUUAAGAUCAUCUGGGCAUACGAAGGCAAUCAGUCCAAAGCAUACAAAUAAAUUACCAAAAAAUCCGAAAGAAUCACGAAAAACAUGAAAUUCAGAUGGCUCAUGCUGAUUGGGACAUUUGUAUGUAGGGCAUCGUGCUCGUGUGCGUUCGCUUCGGGCAGCUAUAUCGUACGUACAGUCAUCUUGAAGCAUCAAACUGUAAACCACGAUUUCUCCCGAUACUGGUAGCCUUAAGGUGGACUUAUUCUAGAUAAGAUGAUAAGGCACAGGUGGUAUGAAGAUUACGAUAAAGCCCAACGCGUCCAAAAGUUACGUUAUCAGUCGCGAGACCUGUGACACUAAAUAUAUAACCGACCUGCUGGACGGUCCUGCCAUUACUGUAACGUUCAGCAUCUGAUUAGUCUGUGUCUUACACCCUUUGCACGUAAACCUUUGAACCUAGCGGCAGGUGGCAGUGUCUCAGAAUGCUUGUCGUGGUGUUUCUCGUGACGCUAUUGGUGCUAGCGGUGCUGCGUGAGUAUCGCGAUCGCAAGCGGCUGCAGCACAUUGCAUCCCACUUCCAGGGUCCGAAACCGCAUUGGCUGCUCGGAUAUUUGCCAUUGUUCCCGGUCAACGACAUACCGGGCAUCUUCGAGACGAUGGUGAAGCUGCACGACCGCUACGGACAGGAUCUGUUCAACUGGGGCCUCCUAAACGACCACAUGGUCGUCGUAACCAGUGCCGCUAACGUGGAGAAGGUGGUGAUGGCGAAGAAGACGCAAAAAUCACAGAUUUACGAGUUCAUCGAGCCGUGGCUGGGACAGGGUCUGCUCAUCUCAAGCGGCGAGAAGUGGUUCCAUCGGCGAAAAAUAAUCACGCCCACCUUUCACUUCAAGAUACUGGAAAGCUUCGUGACCGUGUUCAACCGCGAGGCGGAGUUGCUGAUAGAGAAGCUGGGACAGAACGCGGACGCGGGCCGUGAGUUUGACAUCUACGAGCCGAUCUCGCUGUACGCGCUGGACAGCAUAUGCGAGACGUCCAUGGGUGUGGAGAUUAAUGCGCAGCAUAAUCCCGAAAACCAGUACGUGCGGGACGUCAAGCGGAUGAGCGAGCUGGUGCUGCUGCGCAUCUUUCACGUGCUGUCAGCGUUUCCACGCACCUUCUGGUACACGAUGCCGAACGCUUGGGAACAGCGGAAGCUGAUUGGACGGCUGCACGCAUUCACGGACUCGGUGAUUCAAAGCCGUCGGCGACAGCUGCUGGCUGCGGUGGAGCAAGGAAAAGUCGGAAAUCAAGAAACACACGCGGAUGAUCUGUACGGUGCAAAGCAACGUUCCAGCUUUUUGGACCUGCUGCUGAACGUCACAGUCGGUGGAAAGCCAUUGUCUGAUGCGGAUAUUCGGGAGGAGGUGGAUACCUUCAUGUUCGAGGGUCAUGACACGACCACUUCGGGCAUUGCGUUUACCUUCUAUCAACUUGCUAAGCAUCCUGAAAUACAGGAGAAGCUACACCAGGAGCUUCAAGAUGUGCUCGGAGUAGAUUAUCGCCACGUACCGUUGACCUAUAAUACACUCCAGAACUUCCCGUACCUGGACAUGGUAGUGAAGGAGUCGCUGCGACUUCUACCACCCGUUUCGUUCAUUGGACGUCGGUUAGUGGAAGAUAUCCAGAUGAACGGUGUAACUAUUCCAGCCGGCACUGACUUUACCAUCCCCAUCUACGUGAUCCAUCGUAAUCCUGCAGUUUUCCCGGACCCGGAACGCUUUGAUCCGGAGCGUUUUUCAGACGCCAAUCAGCACCCUCCCGGACCGUACGACUACAUCCCGUUCAGUGCUGGGUCACGGAACUGCAUCGGACAGCGCUAUGCGCUGCUGGAGAUGAAAGUCACCGUCAUAAAGAUGUUGGCACAUUUCCGCGUCUUGCCCGGUGAACAGAUGCCCCAGGUGCGCUUCAAGACAGAUCUAGUGUUGCGCCCGGAUAAGGGUAUUCCUAUCAAACUUGUGCGCAGAAAAUUCGAUUCAAUAAAAUAAUGCUCAAGCAUG